This is a messenger RNA of Histoplasma capsulatum G186AR, 1497 nucleotides long. RefSeq lists its product as uncharacterized. The record is from RefSeq and is a predicted model, not a curated record. Bases 1 to 1497 code for a protein of 498 amino acids. The transcript is spliced from 5 exons. Gene Ontology annotation, cellular component: plasma membrane. Gene Ontology annotation, biological process: carbohydrate metabolic process; peptide modification. Lineage: Eukaryota; Fungi; Ascomycota; Eurotiomycetes; Onygenales; Ajellomycetaceae.
AUGUCUCUACAGUAUUAUAGAAAUCAGCUUGAACUUGUCACCUUAGACGAUGGGACGCUGCAGCAAGUGCUUCACAAGCUGCAAGGGGCCGUAAAGCGGGCCACCGGUAUUCUCAAGGAAAAAGUCCCUGGAUCCCUUCCCGAGAAUACAAUUGCGCCUGGCACUAUAUACAAUGGGAUUCUUGGAAGUAGUUGGAGUUCAACUUUGCCAAUCGGAGUUGCUCUUAUGUUUCUCCGCCUUGAGCAACAAGCGAGUUAUGUUGAGGACGGCGAUGAAAUUCUGCAUCUGGCAUCUGAAUUCCACGAGCUGGCCUGUUCAAGAAUUAGCUAUAGUGUUCCAGAGGACAUUCCCUUGAGGCCUGGCCGAUUAUCACCGCUUGGAUCAGCAUCUCUUGGUGCUUCCGUGCUCCGAAUCUUUGCUGGUUUGGCUCGACCUACUAGGCAAAAGGUGCCUUCCCGUGACGUUAGCACUCUCCAACGUGCUACUGAGUUCGCGAUCAAGCAGGGAACGAAUGUAGGUGGUGAUGAACCAUUAUACGGACGUGCUGGCCUAUUGCUGGCGCUUUUGCAGAUUCGACAACAAUGCAAGGACGAUGGAAACACUGCCGCUUUCACCGCCGCUUUCACAAUGAUCCCAAGGCUUGCAACUGUUAUCAUAGAGACAGGGAAGGUGGGUGCUAGUGAUUACAAUGAUUUAUACGGAGGGCAGGAUACCCUAUCUCUUAUGUGGCCAUGGCAUGGUAAAUACUAUCUCGGAGCAAUCCAUGGGAUAGCUGGUAUUUUAUCCAUCCUUCUCGCCUGCAAGCCUGAUGAACUUAACGAUGGCACCAUUAACCACCUACCUAUUAUUGCUGAAACUAUAAGUGGGCUCUGCAAGCUUACUAUCGAAAACGCUGGCAAUCUCCCAUCCUCGGUUCCCAUCCGUUCAUCUUCCCGUCAUGAUCCUUAUGUACAAAUCUGCCAUGGCUCCCCAGGUCUCCUAAUCCUGCUGGCCCAAGCGGAGAACAACACCCACCUAAUGCAGUCAUUUUGGGAACCAGACUGGGAUAAAGCAAUCCGGCUUGGAAGUGAGCAAGUGUGGGAACGCGGCUUUGAGUACGGGAAGGAACGCAUCGCAUUAGCGAGGCGCUCGUUCAAAGAGAGAACCGGCUCAGUCGCUUCUGUAGAGGAGCAACUCACACCAGAUUAUUUCCUGUCUAGGGCGUUGACGUUAUUACUCUACGCACGAAAAACGCCACCUUUCCAUCGCCGUGAAUUCCGUGACGAAUGUGAAUUUCGCAUGACGGAUACUCCUUAUAGCAUUUUUGAAGGACUAGCGGGUACCUGCGCUGCAUGGGGUGAAGCUUGUGUAGUAAUUAAAGACCGGUUGCGGCAAAAAGAAUUGGAUGACGGAGGGAGUUGUAGUCUGUCUGAAAUUGGGGGAAGAGAUGGACUACUUUCUAAGCACUUACAACAUGAGUUGGGUUUUCCUGGGCUUACACUAGGAGGGUUAUGUUGA